CGGUUGGCUAGCCUAUGUUGUUUAGUAGAUCCACCAGUACCAAAGUGAGGAUACAGUCAGUGAUACUAACUUUGUCACAACUUUUUGGAAAAUGGUUUAAUGUUGUUUAUGUUUAGGUAGAACUACUUAGAUUCUAGCAUGACUGUUCCUACUUUUGGCUGUCAGGGGUAGGCAUGUCUGUAAUCUGGUUGUAACUUGAAUUUUUAAAAUUUCCUUUGAUAAUAUGGAUACAUAAUUCUAAAAUCAUUCAAGUGAUGAUCUUUUUAAGCUUGAUGGAAUGAAUAAAACCUGAAGUGGCUACAGUUGGAUAUAGCACCUUACCACAAGCCCCUGUUGAAGGAGUUGCUAUGAAGAUGUGGAUCCUCUGCUUGGCUGUGUUGCUGCAUCUAGUGUGCCCAGCUGCUACAACUUGCAGCUUGGUUAUAUUGGAUGAAAAUGGCAAACUUACAAACAGCACCAUUUGUCUUGAAGAAUAUGGCACUAGUAAUUGCAUUCAAUUUGUAAAUACAUUCAACACAUCUUUUCUGCCACCUGGAUAUUUGGAGCAACAACUGGAUGUACAGAAACCAGCUCAGAUGGACCUCAUUAGCCUUAACUCUAAUACCACUGACAACUCCGGAGUACAGUGGAUAGUUCCUGGAAUGUCAGUGAGGUGGAACCCCCCUAUAACAGGCUCUGCAAAAAAUGCUUUGGAAGGAUACCUCCUUACCUGGGAUGCCUUGAAUCAAGGUGUUAGAUGCAGGCUUUUUAAGUUUGACAAAAACCAUGCUGAUAAAUUGAGGAAUCUCAACUUUAAGUACAACAUAGCUUCUUUACCUCCAAGUGCAAAUUUAACUUUCCGAAUAUACAGCAUGCCUCCGCCUGAACCAAAUAAAAAGGAUGAUAACAACUUUUUUGUUUCAAUGCGAGCAACAAGUUCAACUGGAAAUAAGCUGUAUUCUGAACCUGGCAAAUGGUCUCCAACUGUUUCUGUCAGAACUUACAGCUAUGGUAAAAUAGAUGUGAGGUUCACUCUGUCACCUAUAAGUUAUAAUCUCACAAAUUUUCAAGUUCUACUCAUGAAAACAAGCGUUGAUCUGAACAACUACUUUAAAAUGGAACGCUACACUGGAGAGUUGUAUACGCCAGAUAUUUCAGAGGGUUUAGUAUCUUUUGAUGGUUUGGAGUCUGAUUUCUAUUCUGUGAUUGUGAGAGUAAUUGAUACCUACCCAAAUGAUAAAGAAAAGUGUUACUGCUGGUUAAAUGAUGGAGACAAAUAUUGUGCCAAUACCUGUGGUACUACCAGAACUGAAGCCUUUUAUUUAAAUGUCACAGAAACACCACCAACCUCAAGUGUGGCAACACCACCACCCUCAAGUGAGGCAACACCACCACCAACAAGGGACACACAGACAACAUCAACUCUUGGGCCAAGCCCUCCAGCAAAUGAAGGAUCAAGUUUAACUGAACAAGAGAAAAUUAUCAUUGGCGUGUGUGUAGGAUUAGUCCUCUUCUUUAUUGUUGUAAUACUGCUGUUGUGCUUGAUAAACAAACUAUGCCCGCUCUCAAAUAUUAAUUUUGUGAAGUCUUGCUUACAACGGUUCGACAACAAUAAAAAAUGGAAACCAUCAUUUCAGCAGACGAGUAAUCUAGAUAAUGGAAAGUUUACAGUUACUGAGCCAGUAAUUAAAAUGCCAGCGCUAAAGAAAAAGAGUGUCUACAUCAUGUCUGCCAUGGAUCACAACAAACACGAUCAACUGGUCAAUUCUUUUGUGGUCUUUCUUGAGAGACAUUGUUAUUGCGAUGUUAUCUACCCUCCUCAUGCUACCCUGAGUGAAGGAGCCUAUGCCUGGUUUAUAAAAAACAUUGAAACUGCUGAGAAAAUUAUUUUAAUUGAUUCCUUGGGCGCAUUAGAGGAAGCAGACAUUCAUUUGAAAAACUCAUCACGUAAAAGACAUGACCUAGGACCAGAAGGGUUGCUAUUUUCCUUGGCAUUGAAGCACAUUUUCAUCAAAGGCAUGGACAAUGUAAUACCUAUCCAUUUUGACAAACAAGGUUGCUCCAAAUAUUUGCUGAAACCACAUUCUUAUAAAAUUCCAGAAGAGUUACCCAUGUUUUUAAAAGAACUGCAUUCUCUUGAUGGAAAAAUAGCCUCUACUGGUGUUUACACUAACUUCUUGCCUAUGUGCAAAGAAAACAUCCAAAAUUUACCAGAGGGAAAGAAUCUUUUGUCUGCCAUUCAGUUAUCAAAAUCAUACGAGGCUGACAACCCAGACUGGAUAAAACAUGUGUACACUGAUCGUACAUCUCCAACUGCUCCACCAUUCCAGACCAUGAUUUCAGCCUCUGGCGACUCUGGUAACUACUCUGAUCUGGACAGGACUUCAUCUGUGUCCACUCAAGAUCUGACCAUCUCCGGCCCUACAAGCCCAACAUCAGAUUUUGAACAAAUCUGUUUUUCACCGGACAGGGAACUAGAGCUGAGCAUUUUUACUGUUUGUACAGAAUUUCCUCAACCACCACAGCCUUACAUUGCUGAUGAUACAUUCAGUCAAGCCGUGGCUAAAAUCAACAGGGAAAGUGCCGAGGAUUUUGACACUGUAACUGAAGUAACGUCCUAUUCAGUUGAUGGUCAAAGAAUUAUUGCCCCAUGCACAGUGUCAACAACUGGGGAUGAUUUGAGCACCUGUUUCAGAGCUAUCAACCAACAGUAUGAGAACAAUGCCCAGUCCAUCAAUCAAGAUGGCUGGCAGUCCAUCAAUCAAGAUGGCUGGCAGAUUCAGAAUAACGUCUAAAAGUGUGAAGUUUUGAAUCUGUUGUUCUCCUGUUAAAACAAAAACAACUUCAGUGAGUGAACUGUGUCUGUUGGAUUUCUUAACUGGUGUUACCAAUAAUUGUAGAGGUAAAGGAAGGUAACUGUGGAUUGGACAGAACACAAACUCUGAUCAUCUACUAACAAAGUAGAUUAGGAGAUAAAAAAUACUAUGGAUAUGCAUAAAACAAUGGAUUUUACUAUUGUAAAUGGAUUAUAGAAGACAUACAAAUUUAAGAUAAUUUUUAAAAAAAAACAUCUUCUUUUACUAUCCUUACAGUUGUUAAAUUUUGAAAUUGUUUGUCUUUAAAUUAAAUAAUUGUAGAGCAUAUGUAUUUUAUUACUUAUAAUGCAUGCCAUUAUCUUAAGAACCACAUAUAAUAAUUGCAAGCAUGUGGCACUGAAAGCUGCAUUCUUUUUCUUAUUGGAAGUAAGAAAAUUCAUCUAGGUAUCUACUUUAGAUCUGUGAUCUGAACAAGUUAGAUUAAAAUACAAACAGUGGAUCUGUUUGUUUAUUCAGCUCCGUUAUCUUUUCUGUGUAACAAGCAAGUAAUUGCACACAAACCAAAACUGAUCUGGUGAAACGCAACCAUGUUUGCUUCGACAGCCUCCAGAGAAAUUAAAAUGUUUGACUGAAAUCUUUUGUCAUUGAGGCAAGUGGUUUAACCUAUACUGAUAAAAUAGGAAGUGACAAAAUUACUGCCAAAAUUCUCUUAUGUUUCAUCACUAUCACACCACUUUUCACAGGCACAUGAAUCUUUUUUUUUUUCAUUUUCUUGAGUCCCACUAGAAAAACUGGAUCAAGUUAUAUUUCUUUUUAAAGCUGUUAGUUACUGGUUUAUGAUUUUGGGAUUUGUGCCAUAAUAUAUAGGAACAAGUAGUCUAUACAUUAAAACUGAUAACUUCAACAUUUGUAAAAUGACCAUGACAAUAUGUGAAUGUUAGAUAUAAUUUAAAAUUUGAUAACAAAAAAUAUUAUAAAUGUAAAUUAUUAUUCUGGGGAUAUUUACUCUGAUCUAGAAAGGAAAAUACUCUUAUGAUUUACUGCAGGAGUACAGCCUGUCCGUAAAAUAUUCAGCCCCAAGUAUACUAAAUACACAAAGUAGUUAUUCUGAAUACACAAAGUACUUUUACUUAUUUAAAAAUUAAAAUCCAUUCAGAUGUUAAGAUGACACAUGUCACUUGGCCAAAUUAUUUUUAAUGUGCCUUCCUUUAAUGAAUUAGUUUCAAAAGAUUAUCCUUGAGCUUCUAUUUCAAGAUGUUGAACUGUUACCAAACCUUGUGAUACUUAAUGUACUUCAUUUCCAAAACAUUUAAUUAAGCCUUCGUGUUAAAACAAAAUUUUUGCUUCAGACUCAUAAUUUAGUGUGUUAGCAGGAAAAAAAAUCUUCCAAUGCCCAAGCUACUAUGUUAAAGUAGAUUUCAGGGAUGAUAUGUGCUUAUCUUGCCAAUUAAAGUAAUUAUCUACUUUAUGUUAAAAGCAAUUAGUGUCAUGACUCUUCCUUUUUUUAGUAAGAUUUUUACAAGUAAUAAACCAUCAGUGGUUUGCUUAGUAGUUAUGAAUUGGAAAUAAUAUACAAGGUUGAAUAGAGGAAAAAAUCUGUUCUCUGUAUAUGAUAGAUUAAUUGUUGACAUUUGUAUUGCAUUUCUGUGGUUAUAAAAUAUUUUAGAUAAUCUUAAAUUCAUAUUAAAAUUGUAUAUUAGUUUUAUUACUAAGUAUGUUGAAAAUUGUCAUCAUCAUUACAUAUAUAUAUCAUGAACAUAUCAAGGCGGUAAUUUAAAGAAGCUGAUUUAUUUUAUUUUUUUUUUGCUUGGUCUUCCACUAUUUCUUGAUUUAAGAUUGCAAAGCUGUUUACAUGUCCUUUUUUUUUUAAACAAAAAAUCUAAGCCUUAUAACCAGACAAGCUUAGUGGCAAUUAAAUGUAGCAUCAUACGUUUGAAUCUCUAAAAUUGAUUACAUUAUUUUUAGUACUGACUGAUUAUCUAAUCUUGUAGUACUGACUGAUUAUCUAUUCUUUGUAGUCAUUCUCUUUCCUUUAAUUUAUGAAGUUUCUAAAAAAAAGUUCAAGUUGUUUUUAUUGCUACAUUAUUUUUUUAUUAUUGUUCUUUUACUAUGCAAAACUGUGCAAGGCAGCUGUCAUAACAUAUAUUUUUUUGUGAAUACAACUUUUCAACAACAAAAAAUUGUAUAUCUAAAACUAGAAGUAAACUUUUAGAAGUGUGAAAUAUUACUUUUAAAAUAAAGACAGAAAUUAGUGUUAUAAUUUUUUUUUAAAUCUUUUUUUUUUCAUCCACCCACCCCCUUGUUAGUGGUAUUUGAUUUAUUGAGUAGCAAUAGUAAUACACUCACAUGUCCAAUCUUGCAACCUAUUUGUGAAGUGGCCCAACAUUUAUAGUGUUGCUGUUUCAGCAACAUACAACAGGGUAGCUCUACUUAAAACUGCAAAUAAGUAAGAGCAAUCUGUGUAUUUUGCAUCGUACUUCUUACUUAUCCAUCAUUAAAACACUAAUAUUGUCCCUCAUUCUUAGAUAUAUGAUUCUUAAAAGCAUUCAAUCACAAGGUUAUAUUAUGUGUUUACUGUUAGGUAGUUUAUAUAUUUAAACUUUUACAACUUUGGUUACAAACCAAUAGCUGUAACAAUGCUUGUUAAUAUUUGUUAUUUUACAUUUUUUGCUAAUUUAUAAGGCAUUCUUGUUUAUUUUACCCUCAGAACUUACUUUGAAAUCAAAAUAAUGCAUAAUAUGUAUCAAGCUAGUUAGUUAACUUUUUUUAUAUUUAAUGGAUGUGAUGUGGGGGGGGGGGUCUGCCCCUGGCAUGGCAGCAUUUUUUAAAACUAUAAAUAUGAGGUGACAAUGGCAUAUCAAGAGUCCAACCCUACGUUGUAUGGGACUGUCACAUCUAGAGUAGUGAUUUUAUUGAGUCCAACCCUGCAUAGUAUGGGGCUGUCACAUCUAGGGUAGUGAUUUCAUAGUCCAACCUUAUGUUGUAUGGGGCUGUCUCAUCUAGAGUAGUGAUUUCAUAGUCCAACCUUAUGUUGUAUGGGGCUGUCACAUCUAGAGUAGUGAUAAUGAGUAAAACCUUAUGUUGUAUGGGGCUGUCACAUCUAGAGAAGUGAUUGCGUCCAACCGUAUUGCUUGAGGCUGUCUCAUCUAGAGUAGUGAUAUCACUGAGAAAAACCAUAUGUUGUAUGGGGCUGUGACAUCUAGAGUACUAGAGUAGUCAUAUCACUGAUUGAAACCCUAUGUUUGGGGCUGUGAUAUCAUUGAGUCCAAUCCUAUGUUGUAUGGGGCUGUGACAUCUAGAGUACUAGAGUAGUCAUAUCACUGAGUGAAACCCUAUGUUUGGGGCUGUGACAUCUAGAGUACUAGAGUAGUCAUAUCACUGAUUGAAACCCUAUGUUUGGGGCUGUGAUAUCAUUGAGUCCAAUCCUAUGUUGUAUGGGGCUGUGACAUCUAGAGUACAAGUAGUCAUAUCACUGAGUAAAACCAAGGGUCUCUAUUGGUGAGACUUGCAAACAUGCUGCACAACAUUUUUAUGAAAAAAUAUAUAUUUACAGUGUUAUGUUUAUUUGUAGGUUCUUGAUUGAAACACCCAUGUGGGACCAAAAUGGGCAGACAAUCUAUUGAGGUCACUAUUUUGUUUUACUAAAAUAUUCCAUCACUGUUUAGUGUUAUGUAACUCUUAGAAAUUGUCAUAACCUUAUCUAGAAACCAAAGAUGUUUUACAGUUGCUGCCCCUGUUUAUCAGAGUUGUUUUAUAUUUUAUUUUUUUUUUUGCUGAUACUUUGCUGUUAUAUUGUAGGAAGCUGAUUUGUGUAGAUGAUGGUUCUAUAAUUGUACAUGUUGAUGUAAAAUAAUAGAUUUUAAUUUUACCAUAUUGGGCAAUAAUAGACAGCUUUUUUUAACAAUAUAUUUUACCCACCAGCAGAUAAAUUUUAAAAAAUAUUCUUGAACCUACUUGGAAUUUUUUUUUUCUGUUAAAUCUUCUCCUGCUUUGUUUUACACAUAAUUUUUUAAUAUAAUGAGCUGUAUUAAAUGAAUUAUUUUAAUAAAAAGUAUCAUGUUUCUUUCUA
Messenger RNA from Physella acuta, 6864 nucleotides. RefSeq lists its product as uncharacterized. Gene Ontology annotation, molecular function: interleukin-17 receptor activity. NCBI's taxonomy places the organism in Eukaryota, Metazoa, Mollusca, Gastropoda, Physidae. The record is from RefSeq and is a predicted model, not a curated record.